Messenger RNA from Coniophora puteana RWD-64-598 SS2, 1283 nucleotides. Its product is annotated as small nuclear ribonucleoprotein. Bases 39 to 950 code for a protein of 303 amino acids. Lineage: Eukaryota; Fungi; Basidiomycota; Agaricomycetes; Boletales; Coniophoraceae. Gene Ontology annotation, molecular function: mRNA binding. Gene Ontology annotation, biological process: mRNA splice site recognition. Gene Ontology annotation, cellular component: U1 snRNP; U2-type prespliceosome. The record is from RefSeq and is a predicted model, not a curated record. The transcript has 7 exons.
UACUCCACCGCUCACACCGCUACCACUGACACACAAACAUGGGUCGUCUCGCAGAAAUGCAGCGUAAGCUGCUCGAGCAAAUGAUGGGUCCCGAAGCUAUGGGUGUUGCGAAUGCGAACCUAGUUUGGUCCGACGACAAAGUAUGCAGGAACUUUCUCUGUGGCACAUGUCCGCAUGCCCUGUUUACAAACACGAAAAUGGACUUGGGUGCCUGCCCCAAGUCGCAUACCGAACGUUUGAAGACGGAGUUCUUGGCUGCUAGGGAGGCGAACCCAACGGACCCUGUCUUCCACCGCUUCCAGAUGGAGUACGAGGCCAACAUAUUUGCAUUCGUGGAUGAGUGCGAUAGGAGGAUUCGGGCUGCGCACCGUCGCUUGGAGAAGACGCCCGAAGAGAAUGCCAAAACAACCAAUUUGAUGAGGGAAAUCGCCGAAAUUGAACUAGCCAUUCAGGGCGGCACGGAAAAGAUUGAAACCUUGGGUGAGCAAGGAAAGGUCGAUGAAUCGAUGCGGGAAAUGGCCGCGAUUGAGGCGCUUAAGAGCGAGAAGUCGGACAAGGAACGAGAGUUGCAGCAGCUGACGGACACGUCUGGUGCAUCCGGCCAUCAGAAGCUGCGUGUCUGCGACGUUUGUGGGGCUUAUCUCUCUGUGCUCGAUUCUGACCGGCGGCUCGCGGAUCACUUUGGUGGGAAGAUGCAUCUUGGUUAUCACGAACUCCGGAACAUGCUCGCGAAGUUCCGAGAGGACCGUGAAAAGCGGAAGCAGGCGCCGCCGUCAGGUGUCCCGGCAGCGACAGGCCCCCCUGGCCGCGGUGGAGAGCGAGGCAGCGAACAUCGGCCGUCGCGAGACGAUCGCGAGCGUGACAGAGGAUUCGAGCGACACUCAUCCCGUUAUGACGACCGGCGGAGAGAUCGUGAACGGUCGCGGUCACCUGGUCGGAGGAGAUACUGAUCGAGAGGGGACCUGAGAGGUCCUAGACUCGUUCAGACUUCAAGGGGGAAGAGGGGAGAGUCGUGAAGCAUGGCAGCAAUAUGGCAACGUGGAAGCGAUUCACCGGGGAGGGAUGAAAGUGCUAGUGCAGCGUGUCUUCAGGGAGGCAUUUCAUUGGAGACUCAUGAGAUGGAGAUGAUUGUCUCCGUCGUUGAGAGAGUCGAGACUUUGGGAUUACGGCGGCUAUCGCUAAUAGCAGUCAACCCGGACAGGGCUAACCAUUUCCGCGCUUGAAAAGCCGAGUGUAUGUCCAAAAGAGGAGUAUUGCGACUAAAAUCCAUGGAUACAUAGACC